This is a messenger RNA of Balaenoptera musculus (blue whale), 1218 nucleotides long. It is a transcript of the gene AUNIP, whose product is annotated as aurora kinase A and ninein interacting protein. Gene Ontology annotation, cellular component: spindle pole; centrosome. The record is from RefSeq and is a predicted model, not a curated record. Gene Ontology annotation, biological process: spindle organization. Lineage: Eukaryota; Metazoa; Chordata; Mammalia; Artiodactyla; Balaenopteridae.
GUUGGCGCGAGAUUCGAACGUCGGCGGAGUCAGUUAUGGCGGUUCUUUGAGGCGGCCGGACUCCCACUCCGUUACCCCGUUGUCUUAGUCUCCUCAGCGGCCAUGAGGCGCAGAGGCCCGGAGGAGGAGGAGGCCUGCGGCGUGUGGCUGGACGCAGCGGCGCUGAAGAGGAGGAAAGCGCAGACACAUUUAAUCAAGUCAAGUACCAAAAUGCUAACACUCUUUCCUGGAGAGAGAAAGGCUAACAUUUCUUUUACUCAAAGAAGUCGUCCACCUGCAGGCACUCGGCAGACCAGCAUUGCUUCCUUCUUCACCCUGCAGCCAGGAAAGACAAAUGGUGGUGACCAGAGGAGUGUUUCAUCUCAUAUAGAACGUCAGACCAACAAAGAGUCUAAGGAAGAUGCAACCCAGCUAGACCAUCUGAUCCAGGGCUUGGGGGAUGAUUGCAUGGCACCCCCUUUAGCCACUUCAACCCCUGCAGACAUCCAGGAAGCUAGACUUUCUCCUCAGUCCUUCCAGGCUUCUUAUCACCAUGGAACAGGAAGCCCAUGCGUGACUGUGCUGUCUUUGUUCCAGCCUGAUACCUUUGUCUGUGCUGGAGAGAGUAAAGCCUCACUGGCCUGUUCCUUCACCCAAGAUCUGGAGAGUUCUUGCUUACUGGACCAAAAGGAGGAAGAGGAUUCUUCCUGGAAAAGGGGAUGGCCUCAUGGAUCUAAGAAAAAGAACUAUCAUCAGAAUGUGGAGAGACACAGUAAAACACCUGGGCACAAGGGCCAUCCGCUCUUGGAUAAGACUAACUUGGAAAAGGUGUCUGCCAAAAGAAACAGGCAGGCCCCCAUCCUGCUUCAAACAUACGAGGAUUCCUGGAGUGGAGCAAACAAAGAAGCAGUGAAACAAAGCCCUUGUCCUAUUCCUGUGUUUUCCUGGGACAGCGAAAAGAAUGACAAGGACUCCUGGAGUCAGCUUUUCACCGAGGAUUCUCAGGGCCAGAGGGUCAUUGCCCACAACUCUAGAGCUCCUUUCCGAGAUGUAACCAAUGACCGGAAUCAGGGCUUAGGACAGCUUCCUAACAGCCCUUGGGCUCAGUGCCAGGAUAGGACCACUCAGUUAAAUCUGCAGCCUGAUUUGCUCUUUACCCAGGACUCUGAAGUCCAAGCUCUAGUUCGGCAAGACUGUUGCAGAAGAUUUCUAAUUGAGAGGCAGAAACAUCUGCAGUGA